Molecule: messenger RNA, 519 nt
Organism: Papaver somniferum (opium poppy)
Lineage: Eukaryota; Viridiplantae; Streptophyta; Magnoliopsida; Ranunculales; Papaveraceae
Product: F-box protein PP2-B10-like
Exons: 2
Coding region: 1-519 (172 amino acids)
Source: RefSeq, a predicted model, not a curated record
AUGCUUGGAGCCAAGGAGCUUGGAAUUGCUUGGGGAGACAAUCCUCAGCACUGGUAUUGGGAACGUUACCUUGGCUCGAGGUUUGCUAAGGUGCCCGAACUUCAAUGGGUAUGCUGGCUUGAAAUCCGUGGGAAGCUCGAAACUCGAUUGCUAUCACCAAAAACCUUAAAUGCAGCUUACCUUGUGCUAAAGUUCAAUGAACCUGUUGUUUAUGGAUUUGAAUUCCAACCUAUCAAGGCCAAAGUAGAAGUCGUUGGACGAGCUGGUGGUAACAGUAGUGUGUGUAGCGAGGAGAGAUGCAUCUACUUGAGUCCCAAUGGUGGCCGGGGUCAACAUUUUGCGAGUCUUGCUCUAAAACGCGAAGAUGAGAUUCUUGGGGUUAAAGAUGAAAUUUUGGCUCAAAAGACCGAUUCCGAAGCGGAGUCAGAUGAAGAUGAAGAGGAAGGGUCUGAUGAGGAGGAAGAGUGUGAUGAGGAGGAAGAGUCUGAUGGGGAGGAAGAGUGUGAUGAGGAGGAAUAG